CUUGAAAUUAUAAAAAAUGGGUGUAUCAGGAACAUUAGAAUACAUUUCAGAGAUGAUGAGAAACAAACACAAAAGGAAGAAGCAAUUACAAACCAUAAACCUCAAGGUUAGAAUGGACUGUGAUGGCUGUGAGCUCAAAGUCAAGAAUGCCUUGUCUUCUCUCUCUGGAGUAAAGUCUGUGGAGAUAAAUAGGAAGCAGCAGAAGGUGACGGUGACGGGGUAUGUAGAGCAAGGCAAGGUGCUCAAGAAGGCAAAAUCGACAGGAAAGAAGGCGGAGAUUUGGCCGUACGUGCCCUAUAAUCUGGUGGCGCAGCCCUACGCGCCCCAAGCUUAUGACAAGAAGGCGCCCCCUGGCUUCGUUAGAAAAGUCGAGUACUCCGCCGUGAAGUUGGACGAUCCCUACACGGCUAUGUUUAGCGACGACAAUCCAAAUGCAUGCUCCCUCAUGUAGUUUUGGAUCAAAUUAUUAAUGUGUUUGGGUUGUAGUGGUACUAGAUAAUUUGAUAGAUCAUGUAUGUAGUUUUUUUAUAUUGUAGUUAAAUUGUGUAGGGUUUGGUUGAUCUUGACUUGUUUUGGACAUGUUUGUAUAUAGUUGUAUACUUAAUCCUAAUGUUUGAAAUCAA
Molecule: messenger RNA, 623 nt
Organism: Salvia hispanica
Lineage: Eukaryota; Viridiplantae; Streptophyta; Magnoliopsida; Lamiales; Lamiaceae
Product: heavy metal-associated isoprenylated plant protein 23-like
Molecular function (GO): metal ion binding
Source: RefSeq, a predicted model, not a curated record